Molecule: messenger RNA, 1712 nt
Organism: Photinus pyralis (common eastern firefly)
Lineage: Eukaryota; Metazoa; Arthropoda; Insecta; Coleoptera; Lampyridae
Product: C-X-C chemokine receptor type 2
Exons: 4
Coding region: 148-1206 (352 amino acids)
Biological process (GO): neuropeptide signaling pathway
Cellular component (GO): membrane
Molecular function (GO): G protein-coupled peptide receptor activity
Source: RefSeq, a predicted model, not a curated record
AAGGGUAGAUGUAUCCAAACAUAAGCCGGUCGUUACAGGUAUACUGCACUCGAUGUUAAUGCAUGUGAUUGUUCUUAAAAAAAAAUUAUCAAAUUUGAACGCAACCCAUAAUGCAUUUGUUGGUUUCACUCCCAAUUUAUAACCAGAAUGGAAUAUAUCACAAGUUUAUACGGGUGUAUGUUCCUUGUGGGAUUACUGGGCAAUGGAAGCCUCGGAUUAACGCUUUGCUGCGGACCGGGUGCGAAAGCUCGUAGUCCUCUGCUGUUAGGUUUGGUGGCCGCAGAUUUCUUAGUGUGCUGUUUAAGUGGUCCAGUCACUGCGGCUAUAUAUGUUACUUCAACUUUAAGCCAAACCUGGCUUCGCGUUGCCCUCUUCGUUCAGGCCUGGCCGGUCUCCGCCAGCACAUUAUCAAUGAUGGCAAUCUCAGUCGAUCGCUAUCUAACGGUCAAAAAUUAUCGUCCCGCUGCUCAGGUCGUGCGAAGAAGACAUCUUUUAGCCUUCGCGUCAGUCGUUGCGUGGAUUUUAGCGGCCCUACUGUCAAGCCUUCAGUUAAUCCAAAGAAAUCCGUGGAGAACGAGCUUACUUAUUAUAAGGGCUGUCCUUGCACACGUCGUGCCAAUUUGUGUCGUUUUUGCGAGUCACUUGGGAGUGCAUUCAAAAUUAACGGCUCUUUCACUUACGGCUCGUGCCAAACACGGCGAAUUACCACUUCCUAUGCCAUUACUACGGAGGCCCACUAACGUAAUUAUUGUCGCCGGAAUUCCUAGUGGAAUUGAUAAUAAGGCUUUAACUUCUGAACAGAAUGGCAAGAAAAAAGCUGAGUUGGAUACCGAAAACGCCGAACAACCACCUACUAGUACUUUGCAAAGCCGAAGACGACUAGCUAACGCGUUAAUGUGGAUGGCAUUCGUUUUUGCCGCGUGCUGGUUACCUUACGUGCUGUGUAUAAUUUGUGCAGAGUUUAAUACGGUCCCUUCAAUUUGGUUAAUACGUUACAGCCUCUUCUUAGGCCACGUACAUUCGGCGUUCAGCCCGUUGCUGUAUUGGGCUUUAAACCACAAGUGGCUGCAGCCUCCUUGUCGAUUUCGUUUACCAGUUCUUUACCGCAACGCGUCGUCAACGAACGAAGCUGCGUUGGGACCAUUUAACCCCCGUUUUGCGCGACCGCCACCUGUCCGUCGGCAGUCAUCACAUUAUCUCUACUGACUGUGAUCGUUUUUCUUAGCCGAGAAAAGUAUCUCAGGGCACAAAUCUUUGUUUCUCGUUAAUUAUGUAAAAAAAAGAUAUCAUGUAGAUGUCGCGACUUAAAAGAAGCAUGAAAUGUGACCAAUAUCCUAAAUUUCUACACAAUUAAAAUUUUCUCGUCCAAAACCAAUCUUAUAAUAUUAAUAAACGUGUUCCUUUAUUGCAACAGGUGUCGUCGAUAAAGAAAAUCUCCGACAAACGAAUUCGCAUCGAAAAAUCUAGUUUGAUCUUUAAUUUACUCAAACCAAAGAUAUAAAAGAAAGCGAGGCGAGUUGUGACUGUUGCCGAGGCCGACUAAUGUACUAUUUUGUUACACUUGACAAUCAGUCGGCAUGUUUUUACGUGCCUUUCUAUAGCUAAGCGUUACAAUAAUAAUAUUCUUCUAUUUCUGUAUUGUAGAGGAUUGUCUCUUUAAGUAUUAUUAGAUCUAUCUAAACGUUACCUCUUUGUUGGAAAUAAAUAUAAGU